Messenger RNA from Lecanosticta acicola, 2515 nucleotides. NCBI's taxonomy places the organism in Eukaryota, Fungi, Ascomycota, Dothideomycetes, Mycosphaerellales, Mycosphaerellaceae. The record is from the annotation of a GenBank genome assembly.
AUGUCGACAUUCGACGGUGUCGUGCCCGAGUUCGUUGACAUACGCAUCGACCGCUUCUUGAAGAGUCAGUCGGCAAGGCCACCGCUCGCCACCUUUCUUAGCCAUGUCCACACCGAUCAUCUUGUUGGUCUUGACGCUUACAGAUCUCCGUUCAUUUACUGCUCCGCCGCGACGAAGGAGAUUCUACUGAAGCUCGAGAAGUACCCGGAUCGCAUGAACUUUGCCAACGGCAUACUAGAGAAGCGCAUACGCCGAUUCGAGCAUUUGAAGACCGUGCUUAGAGCAAUACCACUCGAGACGCCGACGACCAUCGACUUGGCUCUAGGGCAGUCUAUCCGCGUCACGCUCUUCGAUGCCAAUCAUUGCGUCGGCGCGGUUAUGUUCUUGAUCGAGGGUGACGGAAAGGCAAUCCUAUACACUGGCGACAUAAGAUCCGAGGCCUGGUGGGUCAACAAUCUCAUACGCAACCCUGUCCUUCUUCCGUACGUGACGAGCACCGAUCAGCCACCACUCAAGCGUCUUGACAAGAUCUAUCUCGACACUACCUUCGCGAGCAAGGUCAGUCGGUACCACCAGUUCCCUUCUAAGGCUUCGGGAACAAUGGAGCUACUCAGGAAAGUCUCACAGUACCCAAAAGAUACAGUUUUCUACCUUCAUGCGUGGACAUUUGGUUACGAAGAAGUGAUGCACUCCCUCGCAGCUUUUCUUGGCUCUCGUAUCCACGUGGACAGGUACAAAUAUGGCGUGUACAAGUCGCUCAGGCAAAGCGACGAGUCCAAAGCCACAGAGGCAUUCAGCUUGAUAGGGACUCAAGUCGGAAAUGUGUAUCACAGAGGCUGUCUUACGACGGAACAGAACGAUCAAUGUCGUAUCCACAGCUGCGAGAAAGGCACCGCCUGCGAUAUCUGGCAGAAACGUAAGUACCGCAUGUGGGUUUGUGUGAUGUUGCUGACCAGAUAUAGCAUUUGUCCGAAUCACCCCGAUUGUCUCCAGACUUCCGAAUGGGCAGGAGAUGGGCGAGGUUGGAGCUGGCGGUGGUCAGAACGACCUCACUCGGCAGGUGUCGCUGGACGUGAGCAAUGGUGCUGUCUAUGGCUUUCUGAUGAAGCUUUGCUUCUCAGAGCUGAAGCAACAGCCGCAACUCCGCGACAAGGUCUUGCAAAUGCUCAACGAUACUACCGAAGGUUCUGAAGAUGCCGCAAUCAUCACAAUCGAUUUAGCGGACGUGAUAGGUCAGCGUUCCGACCAUGAGGGCUCUUCCAGCCCAGAAAGUGGCAAUUCAUCAGGUCAAGUGCCUCUGAGAAGCAUCGUCCUUGCUCUUGCGAAACGUGCGGCAUCGAUCGCAGCACCAGCAACUGGAAUGGAACCCACAGUUACCGAGCAAGGUUUGCCCAAGCAGAUCACCUUCCCGUUCUCGCGUCAUUCCUCAUACAGCGAACUCUGCCUGCUGAUUGGGGCCUUCAGGCCCAAAGAUAUCCACCCUUGCACAGUGGACGAACAGAACUGGCACUCAACUCACUCCAUGAGCCAUCUUUUCGGACACCUAUAUGACACAGUUGCGACUUUCGGACACGACCAGUUGAUGCUACAGCGACAGGCUGCAGCUGAGGAUAAGGAUCGUGCAGAUGCAAGGAGUCCGAGUCAAACCCCUCCCAGAGACACGCAGGAGUUCGAAGAGCGUCUAAAUGCCGGGCACGGGAUCUCGAACGCGCCAUCGUCCUCGGCACGUCGUCCUCGUCGGCGGUCUCUUCUUUCUGAUCCCCAAGAGGAUUCUGAAACCGCGCGGAAGCGAAGGAGACUUGGGCAAGACUAUCAGCUUCAAGGAGAUUUCUACCCUUCUCUUAAGGUCGACCACUACUCUCCACCAUCGAGGCGCACGCACUCCAACGAACGAGACAGGCCCUUCCCGGCCGUGAGACAGACGCGUAGCUCUCGGCCGUCCACGGAAGCACCGCAUCGCGACGUCUUUGAAUGUCAAGAUACUUCGCAGAAAGUAUGGAGUCAGCCAAGUAUGGUUGAGUCGACACCGCAGUCUCCUAGCCGGCGAAUCAAUCGGUGCCAGAAACGUAUCGCCGAGUCGCGUCGCCCAUCAGCAGUGCUGAAAGACGGAGAGCGCUCAAAGAAGGAUCGUCGGCAGCCUGAGAACUAUGGACGUCUUUCUCCGCCGCCACUGUUUCCCAUCGGCCGUAAGUCUGUCCAGCCGCCAGUCAGAAAGGAUGGCAGAAAGUCCGAGGAUUACGGACGUCUUUCGCCGCCGCCGCCGUCACUUUCUCCAAUGCGUCGCAGCGUCCAGGGGGAUUCCGACCAGCGCAAUGGUGACCGACGCCAGUCCGAAGAUUAUGGUCGGCUCACUCCCCCGCCACUCAUCAAAACCCGUCCCGACGUUGAGUACGAUGAGAUGGCUAUCAAGCGAGAGUUGCAACAAGAAGCUUACUACGCUGCACUGGACGGCAACUGGUCAUCGAUUGAAUUGAUUAGUGUGCAUGGACAUCAAAUCAAGGAAGACGAACUAUGA